Messenger RNA from Pyricularia oryzae 70-15, 150 nucleotides. RefSeq lists its product as uncharacterized. The transcript has 2 exons. The record is from RefSeq and is a predicted model, not a curated record. The coding region runs from base 1 to 150 and encodes 49 amino acids. Lineage: Eukaryota; Fungi; Ascomycota; Sordariomycetes; Magnaporthales; Pyriculariaceae.
AUGGGGUGGUUGACUGGGUCGGCAGGAGGCUCGGAAGCGGCGCGGGCGUACAGGGUAGAGAGCCCGGGUCUGGAGCGUACCGCGUCUGGUAUACGCUGUAAUAAUAGUCUCGGAAACCAGGAGCUGCGUGACUGUGCUAAGAAGGACUAA